Misgurnus anguillicaudatus (oriental weatherfish) is the source of this 2107-nucleotide messenger RNA. NCBI's taxonomy places the organism in Eukaryota, Metazoa, Chordata, Actinopteri, Cypriniformes, Cobitidae. The record is from RefSeq and is a predicted model, not a curated record.
UCAGUUUCCGGACAAAGGCAAAAAUUAGUCUGUAAAUUGGAGAACAGCCACUUGAAAUUAUUUUUAGGACCAUAUUUCUACAUUUAGAAGGAAAUUAAUAAGUAAUUAAUAAGUUAAUUACUAAGUUCAGAAAGUGAAAGUACAAUUUCUGGUAAUUUUUGCGUUUGUAAAAGGUGGUAAUGGAUUUACUAUCUGAAGAAGACCUUACUUGCCCCGUGUGCUAUGAAAUCUUCAAGGAUCCUGUUUUUUUGUCAUGUGGUCACAAUGUCUGUAAGGAAUGUCUUCAGCAGCUCUGGAAAACAAAGAAUGAUCAGCAGUGUCCCAUCUGCAGGAGAAGAUCCUCUAAAGAUGACCCUCCUGGUAAUCUUGUGUUGAAAAACAUAUGCGAGUCGUUCUCACAGAAGAGAAAUCAGAAAACUUCAUCAGAGUCCUGCAGUGUACACAAUGAAAAAUUCAAACUUUUUUGCCUGGAAGAUCAAGAGCUUGGUUGUUUAGUGUGUAGAGAUUCACAAACACAUGCCAAUCACACAUUUCGCCCCAUCAGUGAAAUUGUUUUAUCAUCCAAGGAGGAACUCGUGGCUGCACUGAAAACCUUACAAAACAAACUUAAACACACAGAAGAAAAUAAAGAAGAGUAUGAUUACACAGCUUUUCACAUCAAGGAUCAGUUUGAACACACUGAGAAACAAAUCAAAGAGGAGUUUAAGAAGCUUCGUCAGUUUCUCAUAGAUGAGGAAGAAGCUACAAUCAGUGCACUGAGGAAAGAGGAGGAUCAGAAGAGUCAGAUGAUAAAGAAGAAGCUUGAGAAGAUAAACAUGGAGAUCUCAGUUUUAUUAGACAUAAUAAAAGACACAGAGGAGAUAAUGAAAGCCAACGACAUCUCAUUUAUGAAUAACUUUAAAGCCACAUUGAAAAGAGCGCAGAUGUCACCUCCUUCCUCAGAGAUGGUUUCUGGAGAAUUGAUAAAUGUGGCCGAUUACCUGGGCAAUCUGGGAUUCAGAGUUUGGAAAAAGAUGCAACAACUUAUCCAAUACACCCCUGUGAUUCUGGACCCCAACACUGCAUUUCCAGAGCUCAUCCUGUCUGAUGAUCUGACAAGUCUGAAGAAGGACAGCACAGGAGAUUCACAAAUUCCUUAUAAUCCAGAAAGAUUUGAAAACUAUGCCUGUGUCUUGGGUUCAGAGGGGUAUACCUCAGGAACACACGUCUGGGAUGUUGAAGUUGGGGACAACUCAAAUUGGGUUCUUGGAAUAACCACAGAAUCAAACCCAAGGAAUAGAGACUUUUUUAAAAACAAUGUCUGGUGUGUAUGGCACAGAAAUGGCAAAUAUUUUUCAGAUUCCCCAGGGAAACCCCAAAUUCCCUUUACUGUUGAAGAGAAGUUAGAGAGGGUGAGAGUGCAGCUGGAUUGGGACAGAACAGAAGUGUCAUUCUGCGAUCCUGUAACUAACAGAUGUUUGUGUACAUUGACAACCACCUUCACAGAGAAAGUGUUUCCAUUUCUUUAUAAUUAUAAUGCAAACUCUCCUCUUAAGAUAUUACCAAUAAAAGUAAUUAUAAAAACAUAGUAACAAAGAAAGACUUGAUAGAUUCAUUAAAGAAGAUACUAAAACAAUCACACAGAUUGGGCUUGUCACACUUAAAUGUUUGUAAUACAAUGGGCCAUCGGCCAAUCCUAUAGGUGUGGCUUGGUUAUGCUAACAACACUUUAUCUCAUUUACAUGAGUGACAUGUAUCAAGUCAGGCUCCAUAGCUCAGUGGUUAGAGCACUGGUCUUGUAAACCAGGGGUCGCGAGUUCAAUUCUCGCUGGGGCCUACACAAAUGUGUUUUGAAUACAGAUGAUGUUCUGACACAAUUGAGCUCUUAUGGACUGAAUGCCACAGAAAAACCUGUGUUGAUCUUAAGAAACUUCAUAGAUACCCAUUAACAUACAUUUGGCAAAUAGAGCACUGAAAAACAACGUAAUGUUUUUUAUGUGGAGCGACUGUUUAUGCUGCGCCGUUUGGUUUAUGCUGCGCCGUCUGUGUGUCUGCAUGUUUUAGUGCACUCAGUAGGGCAUACACGGAAAGACACGUUUCAAAAAGCAAGCGAACAUAAAAGCUUUUU